Exophiala dermatitidis NIH/UT8656 is the source of this 3226-nucleotide messenger RNA. RefSeq lists its product as uncharacterized. The transcript is spliced from 2 exons. Bases 201 to 3041 code for a protein of 946 amino acids. The record is from RefSeq and is a predicted model, not a curated record. Lineage: Eukaryota; Fungi; Ascomycota; Eurotiomycetes; Chaetothyriales; Herpotrichiellaceae.
AGAGCGGGCUGGCCAAGACGAAGGUAGUGUCCUUUCUCUUUCUUGACUUGGCUUCAAGUUGUUUCGUUCCAAGUGCAUUUACACUUCAAGCUUGGCGCCACGGAGCGUGGUUGAGGUGUAUCCCAUUGAAAGCUGCAAAUCCUCUCCCUCCGCAUUGUCCCCUGUGCUUCCAGUUCUGCUAAUCCAGUACCUCCACUAGUAUGUCAGUUCCAUCUGUCCUCGAAUAUGCUCGUUUCCACGGCCUCGCAACUGAUCACAGAUCCGAAAAUCUCCUGGUACAUCUACGCCACGUCUCCCUCUCGCCUGAACAAGAGACGACAGCUGACCACGCCCUGCUUCUUGAUACCGUUCUCGGCACCCUAGCCAGUCCUGUUGACGAGCCCAGGCUGCAGCUGGGCCAUCGAGAAACGAGACUGCUAUCUGAAAGCAUCAAUGACGUCCGUCCAGCCAUCGAUUGGGAUGUCAUUCUGCCCGAUCCUUACAGGUGGCGGAAGUUGAGAAUCGAAGAGCCACUGCUUGCCACGGAUCAUGACCUGGAAGUUGCAGCGUUCAGACGCGAUGCAGCAAGGCGCUUCGACCCACGAGUUUUGCUGAAUAACAGCGUGUCACUGCUUUCUCCACCUGACGGGCAGUUCAAUGAUGAGUGGACCGAUAUAGACGGCGAUCAGAGCCUCAAUGACAUACAACGAAGGCUCAAGAACGAAAGAUUACAGGUGACGCGGGAAACCUUGAAGAUUCUGGCUGAAGCCAGGUACCCAAAAGCUACGAAGGAUGAAAGAGAAGCCCUUGCGAAUGCAGAGGCGCCCAGAAAGCCACAGCUGCCUCCAUUAAGUCCGGUGUUGGCUAUUGAAGAGAGUUUGCCGGAAGGCUUUUCCCCUCCGGCAACCGAGCCUAACAUCGAUUUGCCGCCCGCCGACGAAACUGGCGUUGACGAGCAUCCCCUAGCAGUAGAAGAAGCGACCGAGGAACAAGUGUUGGCAUUUUCUGAGGCCUCCAGUGAUGAUCUGCUUUCGAAUGACUCGGAGCCUACCAGGGCUGGUCAUGGCAAUACGCCCAGCGCGAGAAUCGAAAUCGACCUCACUCUGAUGGAUUCGUCACCACUGAGUGUGCAAGAUGCAAGGCUCAAUCCUCGGUCGACCCAGGCAGACCCUACAGACGGGAGUCCUGGCCGUCCCAUGGUUGACCAUCAAUCAGAGUUCUUCCAACAAGGGCUCUCAUCGCCAAAAGAACCUGCGUCAACGACUGUGACGGCAGACUGCAGCAGGUCACACUUCCUUUUCGAGAGCAAGCAUGAUGCAAGCAGGCAGCCUUCGCCAAAUUGGCUAGACUGUCAGAGUGCGGGAUUGAAAGGGGACUCUGACGAUGAUAUUGACUCUGUUUUUCUCAUAAUGGCGGAACAAGCCAACGAAGAAAUGGAGUCUAGGCUCAACCGAGGGAUAAAUGGUCUUUCGCAGGCCUGCACAAAAAUCCCUACCCCGUCAAUUGACUCCAGCCCGGAAGGAGUAGUUCAUGUCCCUUCGAAGUCUGAAUUUCUCGCCCGUCAUCUUGACUUAGUCUGCCUGGGUACGUCAGACCCGCCGGUACCCCAGAACGAUAAGACAGUGGACCAGUCAGUCAUUCCUCCGGAUUAUACCUACCUCAGUCUCGAAGAAACAGUUGAUGAUUGCCAAUAUUUUCCGGAGGCGGGAGGAGCCUCAGGCGAUGUCAUCCGAAGCGAGCAAUUGUUAUGGAAACAGCCUGGACUUCGUAUACUGGACGAUGAUGAGAGCAGCGACGAUGAGCUGCAGGAAGAUACAGACCUAGCUGCGCUCGUAUCGAAUCCAACACAAUCACUCAUACCACAAAAAAGAGCGGGAGGUGCCAGGUCUUCCCCGUCAGCACCGAUGAAGGCUUUAGUUGGAAACAACGAAUCCGAAAUGCCUAAAAAGCCGGCCCUCAAGCGCAACGUCACAGAAUCGGCCAGCGUAUUUUCAGUCUCCAGCGCACUAGAAAGCUUCCUGGACUUGAGGGGCAGUAAGUUCAAUUCGUCGGGACAACCAAGUCGACCGAGUAUGGACGAGCUCCCGGAUGACCCUAUCGAGUCAACACAGCCUAGGCGACAGCAAGAAAUAGGUCCACUUGCCCCAAGUCUUGCAGAGCAGAAUGAACAAUUCCACACUCCGAGGGUAUUAGUCCCCGCAACACCACUUUUACCCAACACAGCAAUCAAUUCACAGCUUCCAACCCCAAGCAUUUUAGAAUGGCAGAGGACUGUGAUAGUCGACACGGCUCUGCUCCAAACCCACCGCACUUUGACGACUUACAUGACAAGACAGGGUGCGGACCAACUCACCAUAAUAUACCGAGAUCUCACCUCCACCCGAAGAAGGGACCAAAAGUUACAUUCUCCUGUGCCUGAUAUUAUCUUCAAUCUUCGAGCUGCCAUCACCUUCACUCACUUCCAGGACUUGACUCAGAAAGGUCUGCCGGGACAGGGUGAGGCCGGAGACCGCAGUAUUAUUCAGGGGAAGAUCCUCAGGUUGCUGCAAGAGUUUGACAACGUCUUUGUCCUGGUGACGCUCGAGAGUCAUAACGCAACUUUCCCCCAAGCGGCAUGCAACACGAUCAACCAAUUCUCUGGCUUCUGUUCGAGCAUUAGUACUCACGGCAAUCAGACUGUGUAUCCUGUUUGGGUAUUGUCACAACAUCGCUCCGGACCAGACAAUCCAACGAUGAACAGCAUAGUAUGGCAAUUGAUAGCACGGCAUGCCUUUCCCACGACACCGCCAGCACAAGGUCAACAGGUUUGUAGUAGCCUGAUCCACGAUGAAACACUCUGGGAGCUCUUCUUGAGGAGAGCGGGCCUGAAUGCUCUGGCUGCACAGGUAGUACUUAGUAUGCUAAACGGUCCGGUCUCUUCUGUCCCGGACGUCGACCAACGUCCGAGUUUGAGGAAUUUGGUACAGAUGAGCCCGGAGGCGAGGAUUGAUAUGUUUGCGGAGUUAUUGGGGAGAAAAGUGACGGAAAGGCUGAAUGCCGCUCUUGAUAAGCAGCACCCCUGAUCCGAGGAUGGUUGGCAAGAUUACUGGACAAUGUGUGGUGCUCUUCCACGUCUGAUACGCUGUCGGCGGUGCAUGAUGACAGCUAAGCCACCUAUAUCCCCGGGACUGAUGAACCCUUGAGCCGGCGUACACCAUAUUAACGAGGUCGAGGAUAUGAACAAUUGUAGUCCGUGUACACAGUAGUA